AUGGGGAUUGUGAUGAGUGGUAUGAGUGCGAUGGAGCUGGUUGCCAACUACCAUUGUGGGAGCCGGUCAAUCGACGAAAUUGCUCUACGGGCUGGGCAUCUGUGGACUGGUCAAUGGAGAAACAAGACGGUGUUUGGCAAUGUGGAGAUUACCAUCGAGAUGUGUUUGAUUCCCUCUAUUAUGAACACGGACAGAGAUAUCCUUACUCCGACCACCUCCCAGGAAGCCAUUGUUCAGCUCACCAUCUACAACUACAGCAUACAACUCACAGCAGAAGCAGCAACCGAACCGCAAAUGGGCCCUGGUGAACAAAGGCUGACAUCCCACCCCCACUCCAACACAACACCAAGCGUAACCGACAUCGACGGCUGGCUAGGCAAGGUCACGAACAAGGAGGUCGAUUGGGACUAUUGGCAUGCCAUCAUCGAUGAGUACUAUUACCCUGCAGACCACCACCACCACCUCUCACUCCCAAUACCCAUACCAGGCUGUGUUUCCAACAGCGGCGAUGACGAUAGUGAUGGUGCUAGUGCUAGUGAUGGUGGUAGCGCUAGCACUACUGCUAGCGACGGCGAAUGGCCCAGUACAUCCAUCAUUCGCGAAUAUCUAGACAGCCCGCCGCGCGAUGCCUCUUUUCAAAAGCGGUGUAUCGAAACCGGUGACAGGCGGGAUGAUUGGUGUUUUGAUGAUAUUGGCGAGCCUAGUGGCGGGUUAGGAUAG
This is a messenger RNA of Blastomyces gilchristii SLH14081, 720 nucleotides long. RefSeq lists its product as uncharacterized. NCBI's taxonomy places the organism in Eukaryota, Fungi, Ascomycota, Eurotiomycetes, Onygenales, Ajellomycetaceae. The transcript is spliced from 2 exons. The record is from RefSeq and is a predicted model, not a curated record. The coding region runs from base 1 to 720 and encodes 239 amino acids.